CGGAGCAGGAGACAACAUCGUGCAACUGCCAGUCUAGCUCUGUUUAGCUCCUUAGACCUGAGGCUCUCAACUUUAGGAUCACAUUCAUGGCGCAAAGUCUCAUGUAUUGAAAUUUACACUGCCACCGAAAUACGCCAACGGGAAUGGGUGUCUUCAAGUUCAAACUUCUCCGCGAGCCGCUUUGGUGUGGUCACUGCUGCGACCACGAUUGGUACGAUAUCCACAAACCUCCCUUCCCGACAUGAGCCAAGUUUUGGGCAUUGAUCAAUAUCAAUGUUGGGAGAUACUUAUUGACUUAUUGAGAAAGUCGAAGCUCUACCAAAAGUUCUUAGUCUCCCGUAGUCAGACCCUUGGCUGCGGGUGACGAGUCUCGAUGCUUCAGGCGUUCAUUUUCUUCAUCCCACGCCUGGCCCUUGGUGUCUGGUUGUUGACGCAAUUGAAUGAGUACAGCUUAUGUCUUGAACUCUCGACCAUGGGCCUCGUGCUAUAUCCUGCGAUAAAGCGGAUAACUGACUGGCUGCAGGGCUUGGUGCGUUGUACCAAGUUCCGAGAUUGUGGUUAUUACAUUGGGGCUGCAUGCCAAGGAUACUGCUUACGCCCGUCAAGACGGAGACGGUCGACUACGGUUAUAUUUGAAUUUUAGAGACCAGAUCCGACCAUCAUUGAUUUUCAUCGGUGCGGCCACGGGGGCACUUCACCUUGCCCGACCCCUCGCCAGGACUGACUUCGAAAGUAAGAACAAUUACGACGCUACCCACCUCAACAACGCUUGGUUUGGCUUCUGAGCUUAGGCGGGAGCUAUGGUAGACUUCGUUGUAAUGACUUUAGAUGCUAGAUCAACGACAUUUGUUUCCCUUUGAUUUUUACAUGUUAUCUAGAUCUUCAAUUUCUAUACAAUGAUCAGUGUACAUUCUCACGCGCACGAGGGACACGAUGUUUUGGACAAAUCAUAUCCACGUAAGCUGGGUGUCGACAGGUGUAGGUUGGUGUUUC
This is a messenger RNA of Suillus paluster, 993 nucleotides long. RefSeq lists its product as uncharacterized. The transcript is spliced from 3 exons. The record is from RefSeq and is a predicted model, not a curated record. NCBI's taxonomy places the organism in Eukaryota, Fungi, Basidiomycota, Agaricomycetes, Boletales, Suillaceae. The coding region runs from base 374 to 643 and encodes 89 amino acids.